Messenger RNA from Anoplopoma fimbria (sablefish), 2275 nucleotides. RefSeq lists its product as uncharacterized. Lineage: Eukaryota; Metazoa; Chordata; Actinopteri; Perciformes; Anoplopomatidae. The transcript is spliced from 4 exons. The record is from RefSeq and is a predicted model, not a curated record. Gene Ontology annotation, cellular component: cytosol; nucleus. The coding region runs from base 344 to 1042 and encodes 232 amino acids. Gene Ontology annotation, biological process: spermatogenesis.
GGUCCAGGUGGUCGAGAAUGCGUAAAUACGCAUCAAACACACGCAAAGCACUUACGAAAUUGUGCGCGUCAUGAAAAAAGCUCGAUUCCUGCGGCUCCUGGCACUUCUAUGAAUAAAUAAGCUGUUUUCAGAGAAAGCCUCCUGGAUUUUGUCUGCUGGAGGAACAACCAAAAGAGCAGAAGGCGCUUCGGGGGUGCGUCGCUGCGAUCUCUCUAGAAAACGGACAGAUCGGGACCAAACAGUUUAGGGUGAACUUCAGACUUUUGGCCAAAAAGAAGGCAACCUUUAAAAAAAAAAAAAAAAAAAAAGAUCAAGACGGCUCGUCGCAGCGACAGGUGGAGAUAUGUUCAAGAAAAGCAAGAGUAAAGUGCUGGUGGAUUAUGCGUCAGAGGAAGACGACAUGUCCUGGCACCACCAUCACUCCUACAAGGACAAAGACAUAGAAGGAGAGGAAGAGGAGGAGGAAGCUGUCACUGCAGUAUCCAAGGAGGCCAAGGUGAAGAAGAUCAUGUCCAAGAAAGAGAGGAGGGAGAAGAAGAUGUUCUCCUCUAAAGAUGACGAGCACUUCUUGUUGACCGGAGUAAAGCUGGCCGACCGCAGAGGGUCACACAAGAAAAUCAAGGAUGAUGAGAAGGAAAAGGAAAAAAAGGACAAGCCAGAGAAGGGCCACUGUUUUUGGGAGAACGUUACCAUGACGAUGAAGCAGAUCUCCCCCACCAAAAAACUGGAGAAGAUGGAGGGCUGGGAGCCGCCACACCUGGAAAACUUAACCGAGACUGUGACCAACGAAGCCCCAGAGGACAAGAGCCAGAAUAGGGAUUCGCCAGUUUCCUUUCCCGACUCUGUAGGCCUCCCGUUGGAACUGGCCUCCUGGGCGGGCCAGGGUCUUGAGGAGGACUCCUCCCGCUAUGCUAAUCUGUCGGACUCCAAGGAUUCAACGGCUGCUGUCAGGUGGACAGCCCGUGCAAAGGUCAAGUUGGCUGGCAUCAGCAGGAUGAGCAGAGGGAUCGUGUCAGAAAGCGCUUGGGAGGGGUUUAAAUAGGAGCCAUUUCACCUUUGAUACCCUCCCUCAUCACCUAUGUACUGUCAAGAUUGAGAAUCAAGACCUGAACCAAAAAUCUGCUCGUCUCUGUAGUCUAGUUCUAGACGAACCCGGUGUUUAUGUCAGCUGGUAUUGAGAUGCUGUUGUAAAGCCCUGAACAUAACACGUGUUAUUAAAGCGUUGAGGUCCUCAACAUGCUAGUUUUAUCAAUGGGCCUUUGAAUCACUGACAAACUGUAAAUUACAACAAAUAAAAGCCUUAAACUACUGUACCAUUUAACUGUGAUAUCCAAUGGCCUGGCAUUUAGAUUUUUUGUAUUUCCAAGAAAUGAGAAGAGUGAUUUUCAUAUAAUUAUUGUGGCUGUCAGUGGUAGAGAAUCAAUGAAGAAUAUGCAAACCUCCUGAAGACUUCCUUUCUGUCUAUACAGCAGACAGUCAAGAAUGUGAGUCUGAAGCCCUAAUUUACACAUCAAUAAUGGGCUUAAAAUAUGUGCAAUCAUGAAAUAAUUUGGAUCUGGAAUAUUAGUGUGUGUUUGUAUGUGCGUUUGUGUGUGAAAGAGAGGUUGAUGGAGAGGAAGUGAGUUUAAUGGACAUGCAUGCACAUGUGUUUUAGUGAAUCAGAGAUUUGAAGUUCUGUUGUGGGGCAAACAAAUCAACGCAACCCUCACAUUGUCAUAGUUUGAUACUGAUCUGAUGCUGAAUAUUUUUUAGAACAUUUGUAAUGCUGACAAGCUAAAUGCCAAACUCUGUGUAUACUUGUUUCUCAAGAAAAGCAUGAUCCUUCAUGCAGCUGUGCCUUGCAUCAAUACAAUGACAUCAUGUGUGUGCUGUACAUUUGAACUAGAUCAUUCUCUGUGUACAAAACAGAUGAACUCAUCACGAGGCCUAUGCAUGUGCAAAUGGGUCAACCCAGCAGCAGUGUUUGUGUGCUACAUUAUGAAAAGUCCUUUAAUGCUGUUUGUAUAUCUGUAUAUUGUAUAGGACUGAGACAAUGAAGAGUCAUUUCAUUUCCACAGUGAUUUUUCCUUUAGGUGAAUAAGAAGCGGUCUUUGCUUCUCUCUUCUCUUCUUUUUCUUUGUUUAAAUCUGUUUACUGAAUUUGUUUGACACUGAAGUCUGCUUCGUUGCAGCCAGUAGUGUACACAGAUACAGGUGCACUUCCAGGGAUGCGUGCAUUCUGUAUUUAUUCAUCAAACGGCUGGGUCGCAUUCUCUCAAGCAGAAUAAAGAUCUAAG